AUGUCAACAACCAAUCUGACCACCUCUGAGACGACGGGCGACGCGGGAGUCGCUUACGAUGCCUUGGUCAUUGGAACUGGGUUUGGCGGCAUCCAGAUGCUGCACGAGUUGGGCAAACGGGGAUCACCUUCUGCGAUGCUAGCGGGAUCUAGCUGGUUUGCAGCCAAGGUCACCGAGCCAUCAGUGUUGAUUUCCGCCACCUUACGCCUCCCCUCGUCCAGAUCGAGAGAGACUCGAGGAGUGCAGCGACCGAGCGGGUGGGCAGACCAACUUGGGAAACUGCAUGCGGUGUGUUCGGCAUUGAGAGAGGACGAAAUUGAAGCGUUGAGGAGUGCGGAACGGGCAUCCCGGAUGCUUUUGGGUGAGGAUUUUGAUCGUGACUGGACGGAAGAGGAACUCGUGUCUUCACUGGGCGCCAUGAUGGAGAUUGAUACAGUCACCGAGGAGACGGGGGUAGGCGCUGGACGCAACAAGCUUGAUCUGAACAAAGCAAGGACUAUCGAAGAGAAGGAUGAGAUGAAGGAAUAG
Molecule: messenger RNA, 528 nt
Organism: Cladophialophora immunda
Lineage: Eukaryota; Fungi; Ascomycota; Eurotiomycetes; Chaetothyriales; Herpotrichiellaceae
Exons: 3
Coding region: 1-528 (175 amino acids)
Source: RefSeq, a predicted model, not a curated record